Solea solea (common sole) is the source of this 8724-nucleotide messenger RNA. RefSeq names its product membrane-associated phosphatidylinositol transfer protein 2-like. The transcript is spliced from 26 exons. Gene Ontology annotation, biological process: phospholipid transport. Gene Ontology annotation, molecular function: phosphatidylinositol transfer activity; phosphatidylinositol binding; phosphatidylcholine binding. The record is from RefSeq and is a predicted model, not a curated record. Bases 788 to 5155 code for a protein of 1455 amino acids. Lineage: Eukaryota; Metazoa; Chordata; Actinopteri; Pleuronectiformes; Soleidae. Gene Ontology annotation, cellular component: cytoplasm.
GACUUGAGGAGUGACAACUUACGAUGGCGAGAGCUCGUCGUCUGUUUACCCUUCGCUCUUCCCGGUUGUGUGGACGGAGGCGGUCGCUGCUGCUCCACCGCUGAACUCACCGCCGCCACGGGCUCCUCUCCCGCCGCCGCCACGAGACGAGACCCAACCGUCAACUCCUGCGAGAGGGCAGCGCGGAUAUUCAAGGACAUUUUAACGUUACCAUAGCUACUGUGGCCUUUUCUGACGAUUGAGGAAAUCCAGCGUGCGGCGCUCCGGCGCAAUGAUGUGGCCAGAUUUUGUAAACAGAAACAGCGGUUGAAGUCACGGAGAGCAGCGCUCAGCUGACAACGAUGAAGAUGGUGGUGGUGUUUCUGUGCGUGUCAUCCAACCCGCAGCCUUUCAUCUGCUGAAGGCGGACUUUUCGAUGCGUUCACCUCAGAAAUGGCAUCAUUUCCACACCUCGCUCAGUCGGCGGCUGCGUGGAGCUGAAGGAGAGAAAACCCCGCGUCACUUGUUGGAAGUGGGGAAUCGAAACAAGAGGGGGAAAGACGGACAGACAGAUCGACAGGCCGCUGAACUUUGAUUUCGCUGCCUGACUGACAGACUGCUGGAGUGAGCUGAGCCCAGCGACAGGUACAGGAACCAUCAAUGUGGACUUCAGUUGGUGAUUUGACGAGCCUCGUGUAGGAGCCCCAGAGUUUGUUCUGUCCCCUCUCCCCCUUCCUUCCCUCUGUCCCUCCCUUCCCUUUUGCAAUCUUCUCCCUCAUCCCCCUUUCCCCCUUAUCUAAGAUUCACAAUGCUUAUCAAGGAGUACCGCAUCCCCAUGCCCCUGAGUGUGGAGGAGUACCGCAUCGCCCAGCUAUAUAUGAUUCAGAAAAAAAGCAGAGAGGAGAGCUGUGGCGAAGGUAGUGGGGUGGAGAUCUUGGAGAAUAAACCCUACACAGAUGGACCAGGCGGAACUGGCCAGUACACCCACAAGGUCUUCCACAUUGGCAAGCACAUCCCCAGCUGGUUCCGCUCCAUCUUGCCCAAAGCAGCACUGAGGGUUGAAGAAGAGUCGUGGAACGCCUACCCUUACACCCGCACCAGAUACACCUGUCCCUUUGUUGAGAAGUUCUCUAUUGACAUUGAAACCUACUACAAACCUGACACAGGCAACCAGGCAGAUGUCUUCAAUAUGUCUGCAGCAGAGAAAAGGCAGAUGACUGUUGACCCAAUCGACAUAGUGACAGAUCCCAUUCCCCCUCACGAGUACAAAGUGGAGGAGGACCUGCGGCUCUUCAAGUCCGCCAAGACCCAGAGGGGUCCUCUGAGAGAAGACUGGAUAGAGGAGUACAACAACAACCCAGGGAAAACCCCCAUCAUGUGCGCCUACAAAUUGUGCAAGGUGGAGUUCCGCUACUGGGGCAUGCAGUCAAAGAUUGAGCGCUUCAUUCAUGAUGUUGGACUCAGAAAGGUGAUGGCACGUGCCCACCGGCAGGCCUGGUGCUGGCAGGAUGAGUGGUAUGGUCUGACCAUUGAGGACAUCAGGCAGCUGGAGCUAGAAACUCAACUGGCCCUGGCCACGAAGAUGGCCCAGUUCAGCCAGGCUGAUGAGGCCACCGAGGCCAACUGUGGCUCUCAGUCCCCAGACAAAGAGCAAGAAGUUAAAGAGGCGAUCAGCUCCAUUGAAGCAGAAGAGGUGGUCAUCAGAUCAGGGGGAGAGACUCUUCAGCCACGGGGUGUGCUCACAAAGCAGUGGUCCACCUCCUCCCGAUCGUCUCGCUCAUCCAAGAGAGGAGUGAGCCCGUCACGCCACAGCAUCUCGGAGUGGAGGAUGCAGAGCAUAGCGCGAGACUCGGACGACAGCUCGGAGGAGGAGUUCUUUGACGCUCAUGAGGAUCUGUCAGACAGCGAGGAGGUCUUCCCAAAGGAAAUCGUCAAGUGGAACUCCAACGACCUCAUGGACAAGAUUGAAACCACUGACGCAGAAGAAACUCCUGGUGAGCUGUUGCAGGAAAUGACCGUGGAUUAUGAAAGAGCAACCAGUGACGAAAGACUAGAUGAGGAGAAUUUGUCCCAGCAGUGCUUGCAGCCUUCCAAGAUCCAUGUGCUGAUCUUGGUUCUUCAUGGAGGGAACAUCCUGGAUACAGGCGGAGGGGAUCAGAACAGCAAGCAGGCAGACGUCAACACAAUUAGUACGGCCUUUGACACAGUCAUGCGUGUUCACUAUCCUGCUGCGCUGGGACGCAUCGCCAUCCGUUUGGUACCGUGCCCUGCCAUCUGUGCCGAGGCCUUCUCCCUGGUGUCCAAUCUGAGCCCUUACGGCUAUGAUGAGGGAUGUCUGUCCAGCAGUCAGGACCACAUUCCACUGGCAGCUCUGCCCCUUCUGGCCACCUCUGCUCCACAGUACCAGGAGGCUGUGGCCACCGUUAUCGGCAGAGCCAACCAGGUGUACACAGAUUUUAUAAAGUCUCUGGGCGGGUCUGCUUUCUCCGGCCAGGUGUGUCUCAUUGGGGACUGUGUGGGAGGAAUCCUGGGGUUUGAUUGUCUGUGCAGCAGCAAUCAGACAAUAAAUGAGAGUCAAAACAGCAGUCGAAGGGGCAGCGUCGUCAGUGUACAGGAUCAGGACCUCCUCUCUCCUGGCAUUAUCAUUAACUGCGGGCACGGGUCAUCCUCUCCAACCCUGGAGGGCAGCCGCCAUCUCAGUCGCAGUAACAUCGACAUCCCUCGUGCAGGUGUAGCUGAGGACACCAAGAGACAGAUGCCCCGCAAGAGAAGCGACUCCUCCACCUACGAACUGGACACAAUAAAACAACACCAGGCCUUCCUGACCAGCUUACACUCCAGUGUCUUGCGAAGUGAUGCAGCUUCGCGCAGGUCAAGCAGCAGCACGAUGCUGGAUGGAGGCUCCCUGGGGAAGUUUGACUUUGAAGUGUCCGACUUUUUCCUCUUUGGCUCUCCACUGGGUUUGGUGCUUGCUCUGCGGAAGACGGUCAUUCCCAUGCUUGAUGUGGCCCAGCUGCGACCUGCCUGUCAGCAGGUCUAUAACCUGUUCCAUCCAGCAGAUCCCUCAGCCUCCCGUCUGGAGCCCUUACUGGAGAGGAAGUUUCACCUGCUUCCGCCCUUCAACGUGCCCCGAUAUCAACGCUUCCCCCUGGGAGAUGGAAACUCUGCCCUACUGGUGGAGACAGUCCAGAGCAACGCUCAGCUGCUACUUGACAGCGGGCCUCACCUGUCCCUUCGCUGUCAGGAGACCAUCAGUGAGACCUGCAUCCCUGUGCCUGUGCUAAACUGGCAGGAGGGCUUCCUCAAAGCCACACCCGCCACUAUGGAGUCGGAUGUUGUUCAGUCUCAUGGUGGUGUCUUCAUGGACAAUUCGUACCCCUCAUCCCCUAUAACGGGCCCCUUCUCCCGGGGCCAGCGGAGGGCCAGUGAGGUCAGCAUUGCCAGCCAGGUCUCAGGAAUGGCAGACAGUUACACUGCCACCAACAUAGCCAACACCAAAUCGUGCCAAACUAACCCAUCCAAAAGGUUCAGCUUUUUGUCCCAAAUCGCCUUAACGUCACAAAAUAAAUUCUUCCUGAAAAGUCCCCCCAAGUCCCGUAGGAAAGCAAUUGCCGUCCAGGCCGCAGGACCUCCUGAUGCAGGAUCUACUGAUGCAGAUCUAAUGGCAGAACUGGACAGUGAGGCAGACACUAUUGAAGUUCCAGGUCCCUCUGGCCAGUACGAGAACUGCUUGUCAGCGGGGCUGGACUGUGCUAUAUCUGAUCUGGUCUCACUGGAUUCCCAGGCUGAAGUAGAUCAAGUUGCCGCACGUUGGUGGGGCACAAAGCGGCUGGACUUUGCCCUGUACUGCCCCGAUGCGCUGACCGCUUUCCCCACAGUGGCUUUACCACACCUCUUCCAUGCAUCAUACUGGGAGUCCACUGAUGUCGUGUCUUUUCUCCUCAGACAAGUCAUGAGGCAUGAAAACUCCAGCAUCCUGGAGCUUGAUGGGAAAGAAGUGUCUGAAUUCACUCCCUCGAAACCUCGAGAGAAGUGGCUCCGUAAGAGGACUCAUGUAAAGAUCAGGAAUGUGACUGCCAACCACCGGGUGAACGAUGCCGUGUUCUCUGAAGGAGGCCAGCAGGUUGUGACAGGUCGCUUCAUGUACGGCCCUCUAGACAUGGUCACUUUGGCUGGAGAGAAGGUUGACCUCCACAUCAUGACUCAGCCACCGUCAGGAGAAUGGGUGUACUUCGACACAGAGGUGACCAACAGUGGUGGUCGUGUGUCUUUUAUUAUACCAGAAGAGAAGCGACUGGGCAUCGGAGUCUAUCCAGUUAAAAUGGUUGUCAGGGGUGAUCACACUGUCGCUGACAGCUACCUAACAGUUAUUCCACGUGGCACAGAAUUUGUUGUGUUCAGUAUUGACGGAUCUUUUGCUGCCAGUGUGUCAAUCAUGGGCAGUGACCCCAAAGUACGAGCAGGAGCCGUGGACGUUGUCAGGCACUGGCAGGAUUUAGGCUAUUUGAUCAUCUAUGUAACAGGACGUCCCGACAUGCAGAAGCAGCGGGUAGUGGCUUGGUUGUCUCAGCACAACUUUCCUCAUGGCAUAGUGUCCUUCUGCGAUGGCCUGGUCCAUGACCCACUCAGACACAAGGCCAACUUCCUUAAGAACUUGACAGAGGCUCACAUGAAGAUUUUCGCUGGCUACGGAUCAACCAAAGACAUCUCAGUCUACACCUCCAUCGGCCUCCCUUCAUCCCAAAUAUACAUUGUCGGCAGACCAUCAAAGAAGAUGCAGAACCAGUGCCAGUUCAUCACAGAGGGCUACGCAGCUCAUUUGUCCCAGCUGGAGUACAACCACCGCUCUCGACCAGCCAAGUCCAGCAGCGCACGCAUGGUGCUACGCAAAGGCAGCUUUGGCUUGGGCGCAAACAGCGACUUCCUGAGGAAGAGGAACCACUUGCUGCGCACCAUCUCCUCCCAGCCGGCCCCCAGCUCCCCAACAGGCAGCAUCCACAACAGACCCGAGCGCACACAGAGCCAGUCGGACAGCGAGCGGCUGGAGCGGGAGAGGCUGGAGCGAGUGCACGGCCACAGCCAGGGAGCGACGCAGCGCAGCAUGAGCAUCACAGCGAGCUGCUGGGGUCGCAGCAGCAGCACCAAGUUCGAACCGGGACUUCUCAGCCCAAAAUGAGUUUAAAGAGUAUGGACGGGAGACUGACUGAGGAAGGAACAUUGGAAUGAAUGGAAGGAGUCAAAAAUAGUUUGGCUUGCACCACAUGGGUAAUUACAAUGAAAAAUCAUAGGUGCUAUAAACUACAUUUUAAAGAAUGAGUGGCAGUCACACGUAUGGACAGAAGUCAUGGCUGUGUUACUGGUGAAACAACACUCAACAGGAAUUUCAAGAAGCCAUUUCUUGACGCAAGAGCGUGUGACACGGCUCAUGUUGUAAGAUGUGGUUUCUACUGUUGAGUAAAUAUUUAUCCGUCUUAAAUACACGAUAUCAGUUUUUUCCUACUUCAGCAGACUUUUAGACCUGAUGUGGUUGCACAUCAGAGUGUCCCACAUGCUACAAACACAGUGAUUCUGCACUGUAGCAGACGACGACGACGACGACUGUGGCCACUGAAAAGCACAACAGAGAUUAACUCUGAGGAAAAGCUGUGUCCUUUUUAUGUGAUGAAUCAGAUACGUGCAGAGAGUCUGAGGAGAGAACUGAAAGUGUUUCUGUAGACUAGAUCAAUCUGUUUUACUGUUAAUACGUUUUUUAAGAAAAUAAUCACAAAUUUCAAAAAAAAAAAAAAAUUGGUGAUUUGUAAGCCAACUAGUAUAAUACCUGAAGCAUUUACAAACAGCCAUCUAUUUAUUGUCCUCUUUCGGCCCUCAGACCAUGGAACUCUCCAGAUUAUCCUAUGAAGCGAACUGCGAAAUUACCCUUUAAAUGUGGCUGCAGCUGAAACUGGUGUGGGAUUUUAUAGUGUUUCAUGACAUCCCACCGUGCUGCACUGCUGAACCUUCCUAAUGUGUAGUGAACGACUCUGCGAGAGGGGAAAAAAUCUCCCUCUACUGUACGAUAAAUGUGCCAAAGUGAAAAGUACAGACGGACAUGCUGUACAUGAACAGAAAGGAGGAGGAGGGAGGAGGAGGAGGAUCUGGGUGUAAAAAGUUGAACAGGUUGUGUAAGUAUGUAGUCGGUUGCCUUAACAAGGCGUGUACAUAAUUGUUCUAUUCCAGUGCAGAUCUGGUAUCUGGUCCACUGAAGACCAGUUUCAAGUGUCUUCUUUUCUUUGGGGGCAAACGCCGCCUCAUUCAGGAUACACUUUAUUAAUUGAUGAUAUCUAUUGUUAUUUAAGAUUAUAGAUAUUUUAAAGAAAUUGUAUUGAUUUUGUGAACAAAUAAUGUUUUAAGAUUACUAAAGCUAUUAUGUUGUUUUUUUGUUUUAGGUUUUAAGUUCUUAAGUUGCAGCAGCCAAAACUCAGAGAGUAUUGUAUUUUUUAUUAUUUUUUUCCUCGCAGAUAACCAGAAUCAACAGAAUUGCUACGAUAUCGUGUCAUAUAAUGUAUGUUUUGUUAUAAUCUAUUUUGGGAAUUUAGGAUAUAGCUUCUCUCUGGUUGUCCGUAAACUGUAAAUGAGGCGUUGAAUGUGCUCAUAGAUAAUCCUGCCGAGGUUAAGGUCUCUUUCUUCAUUGUUGGUGCAUCAUUAGAGGAAAAUGAAUCCACACUCUGUAAAUCCUGUACAAAAUGCUGUCAAAUCUAAGACUUACUUUUAAGCUGUAGGCCAUUUAUUUUUUCGAGUUAUUCAUUCAAAUGAUAUUUAUUUGUCCCUUCUCAUAGGCUAAUUGUACAGAGCUGACCGCUAUGGACCAACAUGGGCUCGAGUGUAAGGGAACUGUGCAAUAUUACUCAACCAGAACCACAAGAUUAAACCGACGCCACAGUGCAUUGACAAUCAAUUGAUAAAAUAGGCACAUGUUCUCCAAGCGUCAAAAUUGCAGACUAUCACAGGCACACAAAGGCACAGCCAUCCUGGUUUUUUUUACAAAAGAAAGGGAUUUCUAACACAGACGUGAUGACGGUGUGAGGCUACAGCAGGUUUUUCCCCCUCAAAACACGGUGAUUAGUCCUGUUGUGUCCAUUCCAGCACAUUAGUGUCCACAUCAAAUGUGAGAGUGACCCAGUAAUCAUUAGCUGAAGGUAAUGCAGUGUCCCAGAGAUGAACAAUGAAUUCAAAAACAAAAAACAAAGUGAGCAAAUCUCAGUGGCUGCUCUUUAAUCAUUAUUUUGUUAAUAUUUAACUCAAAAUUAAAAAAUCAAAAUGAAUAGCUACGGAUUCUGAAAAUUCGGAUUAUCAGUUGAAGUGUUGUUUUUCAAAUAAAACAAAAUCAAGUUUUUGGUUUUAAUUUUCUUGGAUGUGAAUAUUCUCUGGUGUUUUUACUUCUCUCUGACAGUAAACUGAAAACCUCUGGGAUCAUGCACAAAACACUUUUUUGUUUUUUGUCAUGUUGAAAUUUAAUCCACAUUUUCUGUAUUUAAUCAACUGAUUCGUAGAUGAUGGAAAUAAUAAUUAAUACAUGUUGGAGACGAUCUUUUAUGUUAAUAUUUUGAUGGUGUCAUGUAGUAGUGAUCCAUCUUGAUUCAUAAGUUAAAGGAAUACUCCACUAGGGGUAGUAUUUUUGAAUAAUUGUGCUUCCCAACCUCAGUUUCCCCUGAGUUGAGAAAUAUCUUCAUUCUUUUCUUUGUUACGUGCCCACCAGUGACACUUCCUGUUAGCGUAACUGUUAGCAAAGAUGGCGGUCACUGUUUACAUUCUGGGAAUGAGGUCCCGUCCCCCUAUGAGUGGGUCUAUAAAGUGCAGAGUUAGCGUGGCAGUUUCAAGCCUCGGACCAAGUGUCACUGAUGGACCCAUUCUCGUAAUACAAAGCUAAAUGCAAAUUGGUGAAGUAUUCCUUUAAUAUUUAGGGGGCAACUUCAGCCCUACAGUGGAACUGCCGCAGAAUCUGCUGCCACAAAAUUCUUCAGAUGUGUUUUCAUGGAAGUGAAAUUCACUACAGACACAACUUAGUGACUAAAGUGCAUUUUACUCUGUCCCUCUGCAUUUUUGACAUGACCUGAUAUGAAGCCAUAUAUGAAUGACUUUUAAGGAAAGCUGCUAUUGUACCAUUCAUAGAGACGAGAAGGAAAACAUGUACGCAGUGACGGCAACGACUACACCGUUUAUUCCCUUUUCCUCAGAAAUCUGAACUGCCUGGAUAUUAAAAUCCACGGAACGUGGUUAUCUUGUGAGGGCCUGAUACCUUUAUUCGAGGCCUUACAUCCCCCCCGUGUAUGCCUUACCUUGACCGUUGUGUUGAGAGGCCUAGAACAAAAGCACUGAAUUCACACCUGCAUUUGACGUAGUGGAAAAAGAAUAGACUGUGCUUUUUUUUGUGGAAAUAGGAGGAGGCCAUAUUUUUCUUAAAAGGCUGUUGGUUUGUUUUUGCUGUAAAGAGAAAUGUGCAAAGGAGGAACACUGACAUUAUGACACCAAACAUUAAGAAAUCCUUUGUCUCAAGCAGGUUAAUGCAACGCUACAGCGGUUUGUCCAUCAGGUCACAUGCAAAGGCUGUGUGUGUGUAUAUGUAUACACAUAUACAUACACACACCUUGAUAAGUUAAGCUUAACAAAUAUUUGAACUGUACAGAGUAUGUAUCUUGUAGGUUUUGGAUAUCUUAUCCAUCCCCUUGUGUUUUUAUGUACAGUGUAUAAAGAACAUAUAAAGAACAA